Cladophialophora carrionii CBS 160.54 is the source of this 1470-nucleotide messenger RNA. RefSeq lists its product as uncharacterized. The coding region runs from base 1 to 1470 and encodes 489 amino acids. The record is from RefSeq and is a predicted model, not a curated record. The transcript has a single exon. Lineage: Eukaryota; Fungi; Ascomycota; Eurotiomycetes; Chaetothyriales; Herpotrichiellaceae.
AUGUGGUGGAAGGUGGCCACUUCCUGGCUCGCGGUGCUUGCCGGGACAGCGUUUGUAAUCAGAUUCUACAGCCCCGAACUCUUCAACAAAUUGACUGGGCACAUAUUCGAACGCGCACAAUCACCACUGGUUGUCGCAGAGCCACCUGCCAAACGCCAGAAGGCGAAGCGGACACUGGCAAGUCGACUCGAGGCGAGCAAUAGUGGCAUCUCCACCCCCACUCUAAGUGCCACUGAGGGCAAAGCCAACAAGAAGAGGAAGCUCAUUUCCCCGCCGGUCGAAAACCAGGUUGUCGCUAGAACCAACGAAGGCCGAUCAGUGACCUUGCCAAGAGAUGAGGAUGACGAAAUGAGCAACAAGGAGUUCGCUCAGCAGCUCGCCAGAGCGCAAGCUGGGACGAAACUUGAACCCGCCAACACUCAGGGCCCGACCAAGAAAGAGCGUCGUGCUGCUGGAAUGGCGAAUCAGGGCAAGCAAAACGGCCCAGUAGCUUCAGGACGGUCCACAGACACCUCCUCCACCACUGGCCGUGAUGGAGAUGACGAUGUCUCCCCUAUCGGAUCUCCCUCGACCGGCGCAGUGUCUACUGCACCUACUUCUCGCGCGGGUGACGUGUCGGAUAUGCUGGAAGCGCCCGCCGCCAAACCUGGCGUUUUGAGAUUGACCGAUGUCAAGGACAGCGGCUCAAAACAACCAGCCAGGUCGUCCCAGUCCUUCCAACCUGCCUUGACUAAGAAGCAAAGACAAAGGCAAGCGAAAGCGGCCGAGCAGAAGAGUAUAAGAGAGGAAUCCGAUCGUUUGCAUGAGCAGAAGAAGCAAGCGCAAUUACGGGCCGCGAGGAUAGCAGAAGGCAGCUCGAACCAGAUCAAGGCAGAUGCCUUCACGUCGAAGCAGAAUGCGUGGCAGUCGAGCAAGCCGGCGGCCGAGAAGCUGACUCAAACCUCUCGCCACGAGGAGGUAGGACCAUUGCUAGACACCUUCGAGAAGCCAGUAGCACCGACCUUUACAGUGCAUGGUGCUGUCACGUCAGAACCACUGUCGGAUGUUACAAACGCUGUGCCAGAUACAGCCAAUGUCAAUAUGGUGAGAAAGGAGGUCGGCGGGAACCAGACAAAUGCACUUGCACCCUCAGACCGCGAGAAGGUUUCCAGACCUACCUUAGGAAGUCAGUCUAGUUGGGCGGACGAAGUGAACGAGGAGGAACAGGACAAUUGGGCGAAUGAGCUUGCACAAGAGGAGAAGUGGGAAUCCGUCACCACCAAGAAAGGAAAGAAGGGCAAGAAAGAAAAUGGCGACACAAGCAGUGAGGCCAGUCUUUCCUUUAGCAGGCCGUUGGUCAAUGGCAGAUCAGCUGUCAAUGGUCACCAGACGAACGGUGUGAAAAAGCCGUCGGCAGAGUCCUCGAACCGAUUCCAGUCCAUUGAGGCAAUCACAGAUCCGGCUUUCAAGGACGCCGAGUGGGAGGCUUGA